GAAGUGACGUAAGAAAACAACGUUGGUCGAGUUUUCUGGGUCUGGAUGUUUUCAGCAGCUUUUGAAAGAUUUCAGAAGUUAUGGAGGUCUUACAGACACCGCUUUGUGCCGUGGAUCGUGUUUAACUUGUCUAAAAAUGAGCAGACUCUGCGCCAGGUGACGGAGCGGUCCAAAGACAAACUUGUCUCGGAUGAACAAGUCUCCCGGAGCCUUCUGAAGCUUUUCAGAGCCCUCCACAGGAAGGGUCUUCAUCAUGUGGAGCUCCAUCCAGCUCAUGUGCCCCAAGUCCCACAGUUUUUAGGUGAAGAAGAACAGGCUGGUGGACAAGAUGUUAUUUUCCAGUCUCUGGGGUUUUGUAUUGACAGGAAGCCCAGCACUUUACCCUCUGCUGGAACUGGGGUGUUUGUCACCAGGGGAUUUGUGCCUAAAGGGGCUGCAGUUGCCAUGUAUCCUGGCACCAUUUAUCAACCGUAUGAGCCCAUUCUCCUUCAGUCCAUCAAAAACCCUUUCAUAUUCCGCUGCAUCGAUGGCAUCCUGGUUGAUGGAAAUGAUAAAGGCAUCUCCAAAAUGAUCUUCAGGUCAUGCAGCGGCAGAGACAGAAUAGGUCCCUUUGUGACGAGUGACACCACAUGGCUGACGGACAGCCCUCAAAACCCACUGGCUGUGGGUCAGUAUGUCAACAACUGCUCCAAUGAAAAGCCUGCUAAUGUUUGCUACCAGGAGUACAACAUCCCGGACGGCUUCCCCAUCGAGCUCCGCCAGUAUCUACCAAACGUCAACUUCAGCCAGGACAUCAAGAGGCCUCUUCGCUGUGUGGUCCUCGUCUCCCUCAAAGAAGUUGCAGCAGGAGAAGAGCUCUUCUCCAACUACUACACCAUUGUGCAUUGA
Messenger RNA from Nematolebias whitei (Rio pearlfish), 888 nucleotides. RefSeq names its product SET domain containing 9 (gene setd9). Lineage: Eukaryota; Metazoa; Chordata; Actinopteri; Cyprinodontiformes; Rivulidae. The record is from RefSeq and is a predicted model, not a curated record. The transcript has a single exon. Gene Ontology annotation, molecular function: protein binding. The coding region runs from base 46 to 888 and encodes 280 amino acids.